AUGGCUUCCUUCGCCGUCUUCCGCGCAACGAAAGUUGCCCUCCCUCGCCAGUCCUUCCGAACCUGCAAGAUAUUCACCAUGGAUGCCAGACGGAAUUUCUCAUCCUAUCUGGUGUCGCCAAAGGAGCUCAACGAAGCUCUGAAGAAGAGCCCGCCCUCCCCCAUUAACCCCGAACCCCGAAUCGUCCCUCUCUGCGCUGCCUGGUUCUUGCCGAACGAUAAGCGAAAAGGCCUCGAGGUCUUCCGAGAGAAGCGAAUCCCCAAGGCACGCUUCUUCGACCUCGACAAGGUCAUCGACAAGCGAAGUCCCUACCCACACAUGCUGCCGAGCGCCAAGCAGUUUGCCGAGGCCAUGAGCGAGCUGGGCAUCCGGAAGGAGGAUACUGUAGUCGUCUACGAUACAAAGGAGUUGGGCAUUUUCAGUGCGCCUCGCGUUGGUUGGACACUCAAAGUCUUCGGACACCCCAAGGUACAUGUCCUGAACAACUUCAAACUGUGGGUAGAGGAAGGCUUUCCCACAGAGUCGGGCGAGUUCUAUAGCGUGGAAUGCAACCCUUACCCGAUCCCCAAGAUCGAUGAGGACAAGGUCGCAAGCUACGAACAAGUGCGCGAGGUGGCCGAGGACUCCAACAAGGAGGGUGCCGAGGGCGUCCAAAUUCUGGAUGCCAGACCACCAGGCAGAUUUACUGGCAAGGACCCCGAGCCGAGGGAAGGGUUGUCUUCUGGGCACAUGCCUGGAUCUAUCAGUGUCCCAUUCAGCUCUGUUCUCGACCCGACGACCAAGGCUUUCCUGCCAAAGGACAAGCUGAAGCAGCUCUUUGAGGAGAAGGGUGUCGAUCCGUCGAAACCCAUCAUCUCAACCUGUGGUACGGGUGUCACGGCGGUGGCCAUCGAGACGGCUUUAGAGGAGGCUGGACUCGGUUCUGCAGACAACCGUAAGGUCUACGAUGGUAGUUGGACCGAGUGGGCACAACGAGUCAAGCCCUCUGAUAACCUGAUUCUCAAGGACGAGUAG
Messenger RNA from Anthostomella pinea, 1014 nucleotides. NCBI's taxonomy places the organism in Eukaryota, Fungi, Ascomycota, Sordariomycetes, Xylariales, Xylariaceae. The record is from the annotation of a GenBank genome assembly.